GGCAAGAUGGCGGGGAUCGUAGUCCGCCGAGCUGCGUCUGCUGCCAGCACCUCUGUGAAGCCCAUUUUCAGUCGGGACAUGAAUGAGGCCAAGCGAAUAGUGCACGAGCUCUACGGCGCCUGGUAUCGGGAGGUGCCGCACACUGUGCACCAAUUCCAGCUGGACAUCACUGUGAAACAGGGACGAGAUAAAGUCAGAGAAAUGUUUAUGAAGAAUGCCCACGUCACAGACCCCAGAGUGGCUGAUCCAGUCAUUAAGGGAAAGAUGGAACUGGAAGAAACGAUUAACGUAUGGAAGCAGCGGACACACAUCAUGCGGUUCUUCCAUGAAACAGAAGAGCCAAGGCCAAAGGAUUUCUUAUCCAAGUUCUAUGUUGGCCAUGACCCAUGAAGUCACGCAGUGGAAAGGUGCAUGUUCAUGUUAUUUUAGAGAACAAAUAAACUCACUAUACGAUGGUCAAAAAAAAA
Molecule: messenger RNA, 467 nt
Organism: Cebus imitator (Panamanian white-faced capuchin)
Lineage: Eukaryota; Metazoa; Chordata; Mammalia; Primates; Cebidae
Product: NADH dehydrogenase [ubiquinone] 1 alpha subcomplex subunit 6-like
Biological process (GO): response to oxidative stress
Source: RefSeq, a predicted model, not a curated record